Penicillium angulare is the source of this 768-nucleotide messenger RNA. RefSeq lists its product as uncharacterized. Gene Ontology annotation, biological process: regulation of DNA-templated transcription. The transcript has 4 exons. Gene Ontology annotation, molecular function: DNA-binding transcription factor activity, RNA polymerase II-specific; zinc ion binding. Gene Ontology annotation, cellular component: nucleus. The record is from RefSeq and is a predicted model, not a curated record. Lineage: Eukaryota; Fungi; Ascomycota; Eurotiomycetes; Eurotiales; Aspergillaceae. The coding region runs from base 1 to 768 and encodes 255 amino acids.
AUGGAGUCAUUGCUAGCCCAGAAGCGUUCGAGAGUCGGUGUUGACCGGAAGAGACGAGAUCAGAAGCCCCGAGUGUUUCCCUCUUGUACAUCAUGUAGGGAGAAGAAAUUAACGUGUAAUCGUCGGGAUCCCUGUGAUAAGUGCCAGAAGAAAGGUCAGGAGACGAAUUGCUAUUACAGCGGAACGAGGAGCAUCCAGCAAAGCCAUGAGACACACAGCGACUGCGAAGCCCGAAUGAGAAAUCUCGAGAGCAGAUUGCUUCAACUUGAAGCCGAGGCUCAAAAUCAACACUGUUCGCUGCGAUGUUUAUCCACGCCUGGUUCUCACGAAACGAGCCAGGCCACUGAGGAGCACGUUGGCGAAGCGUUGCUCGCUGAUAUGUAUGAGCCUGAAGUUAUGCUGGUUGAGAACGCCGGAAGUCGGUCAUUCAACCGAAAUCAUUGGCGAGCUAUAACGAAACACGCAACCCGCGAUAUUGACGCGAAUGAAGAUGUAAUGCCCCAAUACGAGCCAAUUCAAAUUCCAAUGCUUCUAAGGGGAACACUAGGAGUCGACGAUAUGGAAACCCUUUUGCGAGUAUUACCACCACGAGACAUCGCAGACGCGUUGGUCCUUCGCUACCUAGAUUCCGCCGAGCCAUCUCUCAGUCGUGGCCUUACUGGCUCUUCAAAAGUGAUUAUUCAUAUCCCCACAUUCAAACAGGAGGCAAUUUAUACGGCGAUCGUGCAUCGAACUGUACCAAAAGUUUCAUUGUUGACAGAUAAGUAA